This is a messenger RNA of Ictalurus furcatus (blue catfish), 10035 nucleotides long. RefSeq names its product rp1 like 1b (gene rp1l1b). Bases 259 to 10035 code for a protein of 3258 amino acids. The transcript has a single exon. Gene Ontology annotation, cellular component: axoneme. Gene Ontology annotation, biological process: axoneme assembly; retina development in camera-type eye; photoreceptor cell development. The record is from RefSeq and is a predicted model, not a curated record. NCBI's taxonomy places the organism in Eukaryota, Metazoa, Chordata, Actinopteri, Siluriformes, Ictaluridae.
UGAUCCAGUAAAAGUUGGUGACACACGUAGAGGACAGUCCUUCAUCCAGAAAAGGAUAUUUGCACUUAAUAGUUAAAUUGUAUUCCUUUAAUCCACAGUGGUUUUUGCACCCAACAUUUCAAACAUGAAAUAAUUUCAAAUACCAUAAAUCCUCACACCUAUAUUUACUGUCAUAUUUGUCUUUCAUUUAUAGUCAACUUUGGACUAAAAUCCAAGAAAAGCGUUCCACCAGGCCCUUUUCCUAAAGCCAGAGGGAAUAUGCUGGAUGAUGACAUCGAGAAGCGGGUGCUUGUCAAUAAAGAUGGUAGCUUGUCAAUGGAGAUGAAAGUACGGUUUCGACUGCUAAAUGACGAGACAUUGCACUGCUCUACUGAAAUUAAGAAAUCCUCAUGCACUUUUAAUGUGUCCUUUCCGGGACAAGACAAUGUGUACUAUCCCCAAUGUGGCCAUGGUGAAAGUUGUUCAGAGGCAGAGUCCCUGUCUGCUAGUGAAGCUGAUGAUGUUUACAUUACCAAACUUUACCAGAAGCAUUUGGAGGCGCCACACUGUCAACACUGCUGCACUCACUGUCAGGAGUAUGACAUUUGGAAAAAUCCAGCCCAUAGUGAACAGGAAUCUCUGAGACACAUUGGGUCCACUAGCUCAAGUGCACCAUCACAUAAAAUAAAAUGCAAAAAGGGAUCUGUCGACAGUGUGCAUACCACGUCAUGUGAGGAAUACACUGAGCAGGUAGUAGAAAAGGCAACCUGCAUUCAGCAGACUGUUGGGGAGGGGGACAAGGGUGACACCACAGUUCAAUACUGUACCAUUAGUCGUUGCUCUAGUCGUAGUGAAGUGUAUUCAGUUUCUGCAAAGGCAAAGAAAGCAGGCUAUACUGAUGAGAAGUAUGGAAAAAAUGAAAGCAUUCAUGGAUUUGCUGAAGAGGAGAAAAGACCUGUUCCAUCUAAAGAUUUAAAGCAAGAUCAGAUGAGUGUCCCGAUUACCCAGGUUUCAACAGAAGAUGAAAGGCCUUUAUCAGUUGAAACCAAUUCCUCAGAUAUCCUGGCAUCUCUUAAAGAGGAUGAAGAUAAUGAGGAAACUGAUCUCUCUCCAAGUAAUUCCAGAGCAUCCCAAAGUAGUAAGGAGAAUGAUGAACAAACCAAAAAUGCUGUAGUGAGCUCAUAUUCAUUCAUACCUUGUAAGCCACUGGGAUCUCCAAAGCAGUCAUUAUCACAUAGGACAUCAAGCACCGCUUCAUGUUGUUCGGUGAAAUCAAAAACCCUCAGAAAGUUUGUAGUCACAGAAACACAGGAAAAUGUGAACCGAGAUAAAAACAAUACACCGUCAUCUACACCACAUAGGUGUCAACAUAAAGAAUCAACAGAUGACACAACUGAAGAGAAAUUGGAGGCAAUUAAUCAAUCAGAAGAUAUCUUAGAUGAAACUGAUGUCCUUGAUACAGAAACUGACGUGAGAGCUCAAAAAUCAGUAUCUGAUUUGUCAAAAACAUGUGAUGAUACUUCAGAUUAUACUAUAGAACGUUCUCAAACAAAUGAAAAGGGAAGAUCAAGUGCCAUGUCUACACCACCAAAUCCACAUGCAGACUUAACUAUAUCCAAUACUUGUGUUGUAACUGAACAAGAAUUUGGGAAUUUGAAAGAUCCAACUGUAGGACAUGCAAAAAACAAAACUGAAGAAUCAGCUGACGUCACUCAUGAAGAGAAAGUAGCAAUUGCCAUGUCACCUAAAUCAAAUGUUUCAGCAAGAUCAAGCAGGUCCAGAUUGUCAGAGGUGGCAUGUAAAGAAAGAAAGACAGCUGAACUACAAAAAGGGGAAAGUGCCCAGAGUGUAAUGUCUGUACAUUCCAAUGCAUCUACAAUCUCAAAACAGUCAACAGUUUCAGAACUACUAGAUAAUGAGACUGAAGACCAGACAGAGGAGGUAAUGCCUUGUGCGUUGUCAAAGAUAUCAAGAUCAUCAAAAAUGUCAGACCUGGAGACCUCUGAGUUAAGAGAAAUGGAAGACCAAAUAGAAGACAGAUCUCCUAGCAUCAUGUUUGUAAAAUCUAGUAUAUCAGAAUCCACUCCUGUAAAACUUGUGAAAGUACAGUCGUCUGAAAGUCUAACAAGUUCUUUGUCAACCAACAUAUCAGUUGAAUCAAUAACAUCAAAAAUAUCAGAAGGAACACCAGUAGACAUGGAUAAUAGACUGUUAAUGGAGCGAGUACCAACUGCCAUGUCUGCUAAAUCUGAUGUUUCUAUAAAAUCUAAAACAUCAAAUAUUUUGGACAUCAGCCCUCAUGAUAGUAAUGUAGCAGAAGAGGCAACAGAGGACCGUGCUCCAAGCACAAAGUCAAAUAAGUCCAAUACCUCAUCAAGGUCAAAUGCAUCAAAGAUUUCACUAGUGGCCACAGAAGAAGCAGAUGUUGUAGAGGAGAAAAGGUUAAAAAGACCCUCAAGUGUCAUGUCUUCUAAAUCUGAUGUUUCUGUAAAAUCUAAAACAUCAAAUAUUUUGGACAUCAGCCCUCAUGAUAGUAAUGUAGUAGAAGAGGCAACAGAGGACCGUGCUCCAAGCGCAAAGUCAAAUAAGUCCAAUACCUCAUCAAGGUCAAAUGCAUCAAAGAUUUCACUAGUGGCCCCUGAAGAAGCAGAUGUUGUAGAGGAGAAAAGGUUAAAAAGACCCUCAAGUGUCAUGUCCUCUAAAUCUGAUGUUUCUGUAAAAUCUAAAACAUCAAAUAUUUUGGACAUCAGCCCUCAUGAUAGUAAUGUAGUAGAAGAGGCACCAGAGGACCGUGCUCCAAGCGCAAAGUCCAAUAAGUCCAAUACCUCAUCAAGGUCAAAUGCAUCGAAGAUUUCACUAGUGGCCCCUGAAGAAGCAGAUGUUGUAGAGGAGAAAAGGUUAAAAAGACCCUCAAGUGUCAUGUCUUCUAAAUCUGAUGUUUCUGUAAAAUCUAAAACAUCAAAUAUUUUGGACAUCAGCCCUCAUGAUAGUAAUGUAGUAGAAGAGGCACCAGAGGACCGUGCUCCAAGCGCAAAGUCCAAUAAGUCCAAUACCUCAUCAAGGUCAAAUGCAUCGAAGAUUUCACUAGUGGCCCCUGAAGAAGCAGAUGUUGUAGAGGAGAAAAGGUUAAAAAGCCCCUCAAGUGUCAGGUCUUCUAAAUCUGCUGCUUCUCUAAGAUCAACAAAAUCCAAACUGAGAGAUGAAAAAGAUGAUAUUACAGCUGAAAAGACAGAGCAAUUGCAAGACAGAUACAUAACAAGGGUUAUGCCUUCUAAACCCAGUGAUUCAGAACUAUCUAAGAAAACUAAAACUUUUGAGGCUACACUGGACAAGUCUGGUGAUUUUGAAGACAACUCAGAAGAGCAGGCUCCUAGCACAAUGGCCACGAUGUCAAAUACCCCUACAAAAUCAAACAAGUCAGAAAUGUUAGAAAUGGGUAUGGGGGAAAAAGAGGAAAGACCUCUAACUGCAACAUCUUCAAAAUCCAAAAAAUCAGAAAAAUGUAUGAUUUCAGAAGCAGUACAAGCAUGUGACCAUUCAGAAGAGAGACCAGCAGGCAUUAUAUCCAGUACAUCAGUUAAAUCUAAGAGGUCAGUAGUUUCUGAUGCCCCAUGUGAACAUGAGGAGGAAGAAACAAAACAAACUGGUAGAAAAUCUCAAAAUGCAUUGUCAGUAAGAUCUCAAAGAUCUAGAGAGUCAAAAGCAUCAGAGGCUUCUAGAACAAACACUGGCAAUGAAGACAAUAGAGAACGAGCACAAAGCGCCAUGUCUUGUAUAUCCAUUCUUUCAGAUAGAUCUAACCUUGCACCUGAUGGGGUAGAUAAUACAGGAUCAACUGAAGAUUUACUUAAGGAAACUGAAAGUGCAUAUGAGGAAACAAAAGAUGACAGGGCUGCAAGUGCUAUGUCUUCUAAAUCUCAAAUGUCCUCUCUAUCCAACAAGUCCAAAGACGUAACCCAGGAAAGAGCACCAACCUCUAUGUCAGAAAAAUCUAAGGUUUCUAUAAAACCUAAAAACUCAAAGAUGGACCAAUCUAAGGAUGAAGGUGAAGAAAAGCAUGAAAGAAUUUCCAUUUCAGCUUCACCCAACUUCAGUAUGUCUGCAAGAUCUAAAAAGAAUGAAUCUUUAGCAGUUGUAUCUCCUGCAGAAAUGGAAAAUCAACAUACAGAGAGAACUCUAAGUGCCAUGUCUGGAAAAUCAAAUACAUCUAAAACAUCAAAGAAAAAGAAGGAAGAAUUGGUAGAAAGAUCUCCUAGUGCACUCUCUGCUAAAUCUAACACCUCAGUCAGAUCAAAGGAGUCAGAUACACAAUCAAACAGGCCAAUGGACAAAAUACAUCAUAUCACCAUUUCUCCUAAAUCUAGUACUUCUGCCAAAGAUGAAAAACUUGACUUUUCUAUAAUAUCAAAUAAUUCUCCAAAGGUUGAUGUCAAAUCUGAGAAAACCUGGGAUAUGUCUGACAUGUCUCCCAAAUCCAGUGUAUCAUCUAGAUCGGUGAAAUCUAAUAUUUCAGCUUUGGAUGGUGGACAGACUGUCGGUGUAAGUUUGAAUGAAAAAUCUGAUAGUGUGCUGUCUGGUUUAAAGAUAUCUAUGACAGAAAACUUAAAUAAUGCUUAUAAUGAAGGGAGGGCUUCCAGUGCUUUGUCUAAAAAAUCUAAUACCAGUUCAGUGCACCACACUUCUGAAAGAGUUUUAACUCCAGCAAGCACUUCAGUAUCCAUUGGGAUUGUAGAUGAAUAUGAUGUUGAUUAUGCUGAAGAGGACAACAGUGUUUCUCUGGCCUCAGUAAAUUCUACUCCACAAUUAAAGUCAAAAACUGAUGUGUAUUGCAAAGAUUCAUCAAAAAUGAUUGAAAACAAAAAUCAGCAAUGCAUGCAAACACCAGAUGACAGAGCUAAAAGUUCAUUGACAGCAGAGACAAUUGUCUCAGACAAAUCCAAGGAAUCUGAAUGUACUCACAAGAACUGUUCCCAGCCAGUAACAGACAAUGAGAUGGCAAACAAUAAAUCUAUAAAAAAGAACACAAAGAAAUCUUCCAGUCGCAGUUUGUGUAGCAGGUCUGCUCAUUCAGAUUUUGAUUCAUCUAAAACUAAAGACAGAAAUUCUCCAGCAGUGACUGACAGACCAAAAAGUAAUAUGUCCAAUACAAUGUUACAUUUGGAAGUAAAUGGACAAAGUGCUAAUGCUAAAUGUAACAGUGUAGGUGAGCGUUCAAAAAGCAAUCUAUCAAGUGAUGAGGAAGAGAUUUCAAGGCUGCAUUCAACAGCUGUGCUUAUUACCUCAGUUUCAACAGAUAACGAGCCUGUUAUUUCCGUUGAUGUCUCUAAUCGUCGAUCAUCUCCCUCAAAUGAAAAUGCCAACAAAUUGAAUACAACCAGAGAUUUAAAUGUAUGUGGUAGAACCUGUAAUGGGUCCUUGGUUUCUACAGAUUGUAGUAGGGACGUCAGUGAUAACAAAAGUGAAAAAAACAGUAACUCCAGUUGCAGACACAGCAGCAGCUCUAUGACACAGGAGGUAGAUAAUAACUCCUCUGAGUUAGUCCCAUCUAUCUUACCUAGCUCUUCUCCUACUGAAGUAGUGAAUGAAUGGUUGAAGAAAAUUCCACUAGAUAGUGAUUUAUAUGAUGUUGGGGAUGAAUUCCAUGAGAACUGUGAGGAAGAAGAACUAUUAAAGAUGUCAGGAAAAGUGACACAGUAUGAAAGAGGGAAGGGAAGUGAGGGAGAUACUGAUGCAGCUGUGCUCAGGCCACAAAAUGAACAACUAGGAGUUGAAGAAAUUGAGAAUAAUGAGAGCAAAGUAGGUGACGUGAAGGAAACUGCCAAAGACGUGGCGGUUGUAGAAAACAUUCAACCCUGCACUUUUCCUGAUGUCCCUUCUUCUGUCCAACUUAUGAGAAUUUUACUUAGUCCCAAACUUGACAGAUGUAAUAGUUUACCAGAGGUAUCUCCUGUGUAUGGAAGAAAACUUAGCACGUCAGCAAGAGGAUUUUUAGACAGCCUUGUAAACCUUCAGUUGCUAGAUUUGGAUCCGAAUGAUGUAAAUGGCAAAGCUGAAAAGUACAAUGAUCUCAUGGACACGCUUCAGUCCCUUUGGCUUUGUGACACUUCUGACAGAGUGGCCAUCACACAGAAAAGCAAAUUUAACAAUCAACAGUUUAAGGAUGAAGAAUUCAAUGUCAAGCCAUCCUCAGGGGUAGAUAUUACCAGUAGCUCCCAAGACUCUGGAACAAGCAGUGUUAAUGAGAGCACAGUGACUCAAAAAUCUCGAACAAAUAUAGAGGGUGAAGACAUUGAGAUACUGACAAAGGUACAUGAGAUUGAUAAAACAGAGACAGUUUUUGAAGGGAUAGAAACGAAAUCUGAUUCAGCUACCCCAGAUAUUGCAAGUCGGGUCCAGUGGACACCAGAGAAUGAGGCAGAAGAAAAUUUGCAAGACAGCAACAUUCUUUCAGCUGUCUCAGAUUUCACAAUAAGAAACGAUUAUAGUCCAAGAGAACCACCUGACACAGUAUCCAUAUCAAACAAGAGCUCUGGAAAUGACAGUAAUGCUAAUCAAAAGCUAACUGAUCAUGAGGAAGACACAAGUUCAGAAUCCCCAUCAUUAGAGCAAAUGGCUCAGUUAACAGAAAAGGUUUCACAAGAUCCUGAUCCUGUUUGGGUUCUGAAUCUCUUAAAUAAAAUAGAAAAGCAGUUUAUGACACAUUAUAUCACUGCAAUGGCUGAAUUUAAGGUACGUUGGAACUUAAAUGACAAUGAGCAGCUUGAUGCCAUGAUAUGUGAAUUAAGAGAUGAAGUCCAUAAAAGAAUACAAGCCAGCAUAAACAAUGAACUCAGAAAAUUUCAGGGUCAUACAGGAAGACCUAGACCACCAAAAGAAACCAUGUCACGUGAAUCAAGUAUUUUAACCGAACAAAGGCGCAGGCGUCUAAAAGUACAUCUCAACCAGUCCAUAGAUACAGGAUCAGGAAUACUGAUGAAUGAUUUAGGUAAUCAAGGAAAUGAUGAUGAAUACUGCCCAUGUGACACUUGCAUGAAAAAGAAAACGUCAUCAAAGCCUGCAUUAGCAAUGGAGGUCUUAAAUUUUGCUCCACAUGCUCCACUGAUGACAGACUUUGAUUUGAGAAAAAUUCUCAAUUUUAAAAGAAAAGCUCCCUCAAAUAGCAAAGAAAAUGUGAAGGAAACUGACAUUGAGGAUGCUUCUAAUACACAACCAAAUAAAUCUGAACAACAGAACAAUGAUCAGCCAAUGAGAGAGGGCAAUAAUACCUCUAGGGCUCUUGAACAAGAAAGCCCUAUAGUUGGUGGGGAGCUUGGGGACCAUGUGGAAUUAAGAAAUGGAACUAAUGCAGAUCCAACUACAGAAGAUGAAAAUGCUCAGAGUGGACUAGCAGAUAUGGUAACUGAAAUUAAAAUAACAGAGGCUGUGGAGGAAGUUUGUGAUGAACUGCCUGAGGGACAAGAGUCUGUGGAAGAUGAAACUGUAAGAGAAGAGCACACACUAGAAGCUGGAACUGCAAAAGAUAAUAUGGCAAUUGAGGUUGGUACAGUUGGAGAACAUGAAGUAACUGAAGGAGAAUCAACAGGGGGAAAAGGGACUGAAGUUCAAACAUCAGAUGCUGAAACAGGAGAUGAGACAGCUGAAGAUAAAACAUUAGACAAAAAAGAGUCAAUGGGAGAAAGUACAAGUGAAGACAAUGAGGCUGCAGAAGGGGACAUUUCUGAAUCUGAACCUGAGGAAGAAGGAGAAAUACCUGAUGAGGAAAAAGAGAAGCAUGAGGAUGCUAAAACUGAAACUACAUGGAAGAACAUGCUAGUGAAACCUGAUAUAGCAGUAGAGGCAGAAUCAACUAAAGGGGAUGCAGCUGGGAAAGAAGUAGCUACAAUUGCAACAGAGGAGCCAAAAAUAAAGUCUGAAAUAAUAGAGGAUGUAAAAGAAGCUGAACAUAAAUCAGAUGGAAUAAUGUAUCUAGAAGAUGGAACAGAUGAAGAAGAUGAUACUGCAGAGGCAGAGAAAAGUGAAAGUACAGAUAAUGAAGAAACAGAUGAGAAGAACGAGUCAGCUGAGGAAGAUGUAUCUAUAAAGAAAACAAGCAAAGAGAGUGGUGAAGAUGACUUAUUCGAUGAGGAAAUGAUCAGUGAACCUGAAGAAGAUGGAGAUAUAACUGAUCAUGAGUCUGCAGAAGAGGCUAAUCCAAUCAACAAUGAAUCAGAAAAAGGAGAAACAGACAAUGAUGAAUUAGAUGCUGAAGGAAAGACAACCAAAACUGAAACAGCAGCAGAUGAAGAACUAGCUGAUAAUGAAACAGCUGAAUAUAGAGAAAACUUUUAUGAUGGUGCAUUAGAUAGAACAGAGAUAAUUAAAGUCAAGACUGCAGAAAUUGGAGAAACAAAUAAUAAUGUAACAACCAAAGAUGGAGAGAUGUCUGUAGACAAAGUUGCAGAUGUUGGAGAAACGAGUGAAGCUAACGCAGCAGAAGACAAUGAUUAUGAAAGUGCAGAAGAUGCAGAAACAAGUAAAGCUCAAACAGCAGAAAAUACAUCAGAUGAUGAAACAGCAGAAAAUGGAGAAACACCUAAAGCUAAAAUCUCUGAAGAUGGAGAGGUAACUGAUGAUGAAAUUGCUAACGAUGCAGGAGCAGCUGAUGGAGUGACAGGUGACACUGAAACAGCAGAUGAUAGAGAUACAGAUGAUGAUGAAAUAUCAGAAAUUGAAGAAAUGUUUUGUAAUGAAACAGUAGAUAAUGGAGUCACAGCUAAAGCCAAGAAUAUGAAGCCACAUAAUAUGAAGAAAGCCACAGAAUAUGAAGAAACACAUGACGAUGGAACAUCAGAAGAUGGAGACUCUGCUGGAGCUGUAGUGGCAGAUAAUGAAGAGACAGCUGAAGCAACAGAAGAAAGCGAAAAUAAUAAUGAUGAUGAAAGCACAGAAGAGCCAGAGGGGGCUAAAACUAAAGUAGCAGAAGAGACAGUUGAUAGUGAAAUAAUUGAAGCUGGAGAAGCACAUACUAAAGCUUUAAAGCAGUUUGUUGGAGACAAAAUGAACAUUGACAAUGUACAGAAAACUGAAGGUGAACAAACAAAUGAUGAAAAUGCAAAUGAUGAAACUGCAGAAGAUACAGAGAUGGAUAGAAAUCAAAGUGAAGAAGAUGGUGAAACAGCUGAUGAUGAAGCAGACAUUGGAGAAAUAGCUGAUGAUGGAAGAGCAGAACAUGGAGAAACACCAAAUAACAAUACAGCUAAUGAUGGAACAGCAGAGAAGUAUGGCAUGGAAGAGGUUGAUGAGACAACUGAAGCUGAAACAGCAGAGGAUGGAGAAAAAGAUGAUGAUGGAAGAACAGACGGACAGAUAGGUGAUGAAGUAACUGAUGAUGAAGCAAUCACUGGAACUGAAAAUGAAGAGAAUGAAGAGACAGCUGAGGCUGAAACAGGAGAAGAUAUAGAAACAGCUGAUAAUGGAACAAUAGAAGAUGGAGAUACAGCUGAUGAGAGAAAAGCAGAAGAUGAAGAGCUUUCUGAAAAUGAAAUAGCACAGAAUGGAGAAAUUGCUAAAGGAAGAAUAGAAGUGUAUGACCAAACAGAUGAUAUUGAAAGUUUAGAAAAUGGAGAAACAGCUGGAGAAGUGAAUGGAGAAACACAUGAAAAAAACACUGAUGAAGCAGUCAUCAAUUCUCACAAUGUUAAAACAAAACAAAACUCAGAGAUGAUGAGUAUAAAUCAAGAUGCAGAGAUGUUGGAAAGUAACAGAUAUAAUGUAAAUAUCUAUUCGGUAAACAAUAGAGAGUCAGAUGAAGGAGGAGAUGAAGCUGAGGAUGAAACUGAACCUAUUGUUGAAACAGAUGAAAGAGCUUUUUAUCAAGGGCUAAAAAUUCCUGCUAUGCAGUCUACAAAAUGGUCACUGCAUAAAGAUGUCCAUGCUGAUGAAAGGACAAUAGCACCAUUUGAUUCUGCUGUGAAAAUGUACCCAGCUUCUGAGGAUGGGGAAGAUGCUGAUGGUGAAGAGUCAGAAACUGAAGUACACAACAAGGGUGGCAGUGUUGAAAAUGAGGAAGACGGUUAA